AGGUACUUCUGGGAAUAUAGUGAGCAAUUAAUGCCUUCUCAACAGGAAGGGAUGCUGAGACCGUCUGAAUGGAACAGGGACACGCUUCCCAGUAAUAUGUACCAGAAGAAUGGCCUGCAUCACGGCAAGUACACUGUGAAGAAGUCUCGCAGGACAGAUGUGGAAGACCUGACUCCAAAUCCAAGAAAACUUCUGCAGAUUGGUGGCGAGCUACGUAAACUGAAUAAAGUAAUCAGUGACCUAACACCGGUAUCGGAGCUUCCCGUAACUGCCAGGCCUCGAUCCCGCAAAGAGAAAAACAAGCUGGCUUCCAGAGCUUGCCGGCUAAAAAAGAAAGCCCAGUAUGAAGCCAAUAAAGUGAAGCUGUGGGGCCUGAAUACUGAAUAUGAUAAUUUGCUGUUUGUGAUCAAUUCAAUAAAACAAGAGAUAAUGACACGAAUACAAAUCCCAUGGGAGGAAUGGUCAUCAAGCAUGGAGCAG
Molecule: messenger RNA, 480 nt
Organism: Staurois parvus
Lineage: Eukaryota; Metazoa; Chordata; Amphibia; Anura; Ranidae
Source: the annotation of a GenBank genome assembly